AUGAGCAGGGCGAUGCGGCUGUGCUGCAGUCAGGGCGUCACCGUCCUGGAGCUCAUGAGCGAGGGCCUGAACGCCACGGUGCCCGCUGAGCGCGCCUGGACCCGGGUGGAGCGCUGGCUGCUGGUGACGGUGCUGGGCCUGGAGAUGCUGCUGGGCAUCGCCGGAAACAGCCUGGUUCUGCUGGUCAAGCUCCUGCGCCGGGGCCAGUUCUGCUGCCGGUACUGGCUUCCCUUCCUCAGCCUCACGCUGUCGGACCUCGGCUGCUCCCUUCUCAUCGUCUCGGGCUCCAUGCUGGCCGUCGUGACCGGAGGUCAGAGGUCGCCGUGGUGCGAGGCGGUCAGUCUGCUGAAGUUCGCCUUCGUCACCUCGUCCAUCGGGAGCGUCGCCGUCCUCACUGUGCAGCGUCUGAUCGGCCCGUCCUCCGCCCGGGGCUUCCUCUUUGUCGCCAUGGCGACGGUGUGCCUGGCGUCCUGGGUGACGGGGGUCAUCUUUGGGAGCGUUCCUGUCGUCUACACCUGGAUCAGGUACGACCCUGCGGAGAUGCUGUGCGCCGUCUUCUGGGAGAGCAGCUACUCAGACAUGCUGGUCUACAUCCUCUGUGCUUUCGGCGUCUGCAUCUUCCUCCCAUUCCUCCUCAUGCUGGGCUGCUCCCUGCUGUCAGUCACCGGUUGCCACGACGACAGGCUGGAAGAGACGGACCUCUCCGAAGUGUCUCCUGUCCUGGCGUCCGUCUACGUAGCGUGCUACACGCCGUUCUUCGUGUCCGAGCUGAUCCUGCUGGGCCGGCCGGACCUGUCCCCAGCGCCGGACUGGCUGAGGACGCUGUCGUCCGUCAUGUCCUACCUGGACUGCGGUCUGAACCCUCUGAUCUACUGCUGCCACCAGGACUUCCGGCAGGCGGGACUGGCCUUGCUGUGGACCAGGAGAGCGGUUCUGUCAGAACCGGUUCUCACUGCGGCCUGUAAAGUGGAACCAUAA
Salarias fasciatus (jewelled blenny) is the source of this 978-nucleotide messenger RNA. Its product is annotated as beta-1 adrenergic receptor-like. The transcript has 8 exons. Lineage: Eukaryota; Metazoa; Chordata; Actinopteri; Blenniiformes; Blenniidae. The record is from RefSeq and is a predicted model, not a curated record. Bases 1 to 978 code for a protein of 325 amino acids. Gene Ontology annotation, cellular component: membrane. Gene Ontology annotation, molecular function: G protein-coupled receptor activity. Gene Ontology annotation, biological process: G protein-coupled receptor signaling pathway.